AUGAAGCCGCUGGAGAAAUUUCUGAAGAAGCAGACGUCGCAGCUGGCGGGGCGAACGAUGGCGGGAGGUCCCGGCGGGGGUCCGGGGAGCUGCGGCGGGCCUGGAGUGGGUGGGGGACCUGGCGGGGGCGGCGGUCUAGCCGGGGGACCGCGGCCGCUGCAGCGGCGUCAGAGCGUGUCUCGUCUGCUGCUCCCAGCUUUCCUCCGGGAGCCCCUCGCCGAGCCGGGUCUGGAGCCGCCGCCAGAGGAGGACGGAGGAGAGCCGGCGGGGGUCGCGGAGGAUCUCGGCAGCGGGGGGCCCUGUUGGCUGCAGCUGGAGGAGGUGCCGGGGCCCGGGCCUCUCGGGGGAGGGGGGCCCCUGCGCUCCCCUUCCUCAUACUCCUCAGACGAGCUGUCCCCGGGCGAGCCUCUGACUUCCCCACCCUGGGCCCCCCUGGGCGCCCCCGAGCGGCCGGAGCAUCUUCUGAACCGGGUUCUGGAGCGGCUGGCCGGAGGGGCCACCAGGGACAGCGCCGCCUCAGAUAUCCUGCUGGAUGACAUCGUCCUCACCCAUUCUCUCUUCCUUCCCACGGAGAAGUUUCUGCAGGAGCUACACCAGUACUUUGUUUGGGCAGGAGGCAUGGAGGGCCCUGAGGGGCUUGGCCGGAAGCAGGCCUGUCUAGCCAUGCUCCUUCAUUUCUUGGACACCUACCAGGGGCUGCUGCAGGAGGAAGAGGGGGCUGGCCGCAUCAUCAAGGAUCUGUACCUGCUGAUUAUGAAGGAUGAGUCCCUUUACCAGGACCUCCGAGAGGACACACUGAGGCUGCACCAGCUUGUGGAAACGGUGGAGCUAAAGAUCCCGGACGAGAGCCAGCUGCCCAGCAAGCAGGUGAAGCCACUCUUCCGCCACUUCCGUCGGAUAGACUCCUGUCUGCAGACCCGCGUGGCCUUCCGGGGUUCCGAUGAGAUCUUCUGCCGGGUCUAUAUGCCUGACCACUCCUACGUGACCAUACGCAGCCGCCUCUCAGCAUCUGUGCAGGACAUUCUGGGCUCUGUGACGGAGAAAUUGCAGUAUUCAGAGGAGCCUGCGGGGCGUGAGGAUUCCCUCAUCCUGGUAGCUGUGGCCUCCUCAGGAGAGAAGGUCCUUCUCCAGCCGACCGAAGACUGUGUCUUCACCACGCUGGGCAUCAACAGCCACCUGUUUGCCUGUACCCGAGACAGCUAUGAGGCCCUGGUGCCCCUCCCCGAGGAGAUCCAGGUCUCCCCUGGAGACACAGAGAUCCACCGAGGGGAGCCUGAGGAUGUCGCCAACAACCUUACUGCCUUCCACUGGGAGCUGUUCCGCUGUGUGCACGAGCUGGAGUUCGUGGACUACGUGUUCCACGGGGAGCGCGGCCGCCGGGAAACGGCCAACCUGGAGCUGCUGCUGCAGCGCUGCAGCGAGGUCACGCACUGGGUGGCCACCGAGGUGCUGCUCUGCGAGGCCCCGGGCAAGCGCGCGCAGCUGCUCAAGAAGUUCAUCAAGAUCGCGGCCAUCUGCAAGCAGAACCAGGACCUGCUGUCCUUCUUCGCCGUGGUCAUGGGGCUGGACAACGCCGCGGUCAGCCGCCUGAGGCUCACCUGGGAGAAGCUGCCAGGGAAAUUCAAGAACUUGUUCCGCAAAUUUGAGAACCUGACAGACCCCUGCAGGAACCACAAAAGCUACCGAGAAGUGAUCUCCAAGAUGAAACCCCCUGUGAUUCCUUUCGUGCCUCUGAUCCUCAAAGACCUGACUUUCCUGCACGAGGGGAGUAAGACCCUUGUAGAUGGUUUGGUGAACAUUGAGAAGCUGCAUUCAGUGGCCGAAAGAGUGAGGACCGUCCGCAAAUACCGGAGCCGGCCCCUUUGCCUUGAUAUGGAGGCCUCCCCGCAUCACCUGCAGACCAAGGCCUACGUGCGCCAGUUCCAGGUCAUCGACAACCAGAACCUCCUUUUCGAGCUCUCCUACAAGCUGGAGGCCAAUAGUCAGUGA
Molecule: messenger RNA, 1989 nt
Organism: Eubalaena glacialis (North Atlantic right whale)
Lineage: Eukaryota; Metazoa; Chordata; Mammalia; Artiodactyla; Balaenidae
Gene: RAPGEFL1
Product: Rap guanine nucleotide exchange factor like 1
Exons: 15
Coding region: 1-1989 (662 amino acids)
Biological process (GO): positive regulation of GTPase activity; Ras protein signal transduction
Cellular component (GO): plasma membrane
Molecular function (GO): guanyl-nucleotide exchange factor activity
Source: RefSeq, a predicted model, not a curated record